Messenger RNA from Penicillium diatomitis, 711 nucleotides. Its product is annotated as tRNA (carboxymethyluridine(34)-5-O)-methyltransferase. The record is from RefSeq and is a predicted model, not a curated record. The transcript is spliced from 3 exons. Gene Ontology annotation, biological process: tRNA wobble uridine modification. Gene Ontology annotation, cellular component: cytoplasm; nucleus. Bases 1 to 711 code for a protein of 236 amino acids. NCBI's taxonomy places the organism in Eukaryota, Fungi, Ascomycota, Eurotiomycetes, Eurotiales, Aspergillaceae. Gene Ontology annotation, molecular function: tRNA binding; S-adenosylmethionine-dependent methyltransferase activity.
AUGAGUCCAGGUCCAGGUACAGGCCCAGAACCAGAAACAUACGAAGAACAAAACGUGCACAAAGUGUAUCAACAGAUCGCGGGCCACUUCUCCGCGACACGAUAUAAACCAUGGCCAAUUGUGGAGAAAUUCCUGCUGGGCCUUUCGCCGGGCUCGGUGGGAUUGGAUGUUGGUUGUGGGAAUGGGAAGAAUUUACAGGUGAAUCGGGAUGUGUUUAUUGUUGGGUCUGAUCGAUCGGAGAAUCUCGCCAAAAUUGCUCUUCAGCACCACCCCCAUUCAACGGUGGUGGCUGACAUUCUCCAUCUCCCACAUCGGGACGCAUCCUUUGACUUUGCCGUCUGCAUUGCCGUGGUGCACCAUAUGUCCACUCCGGCACGACGAGUGCAAGCAAUUGCCGAGAUCUUGCGAACCAUCAAGUGCGGAUCUGCAACCGCGCCGGGUGGACAACUCCUGGUCUAUGCAUGGGCUCUAGAGCAGAAAAAUAGCCGCCGCGGCUGGGACAAGGGGGACUCGCAAGAUUUGAUGGUCCCGUGGGUGCGCAAGGCCAAGCCAGGGUCGGGUGAAGAGGACCAGACGUUCCACCGGUACUAUCAUCUUUAUGAAAGUGGGGAGCUGGAACGGGAUAUCGAACAGGCGGGAGGGUUGGUGGUGGAAUCGGGAUAUGAAAAGGAUAACUGGUGGGCGAUUGCGACACCUCGCCCCACUUCAUGA